UUUUAUAUUUUAUAUUGACCUUUUUAUUUCAUUAACCAUCCCUAAACGAUAAAAAACAUGAUUCAAAUGUGUUCUAAAUCACAUUAAAUUAGUAAAAAUGAGCUCUUACUUUGCCUCAAUGGUUCUAGCACUACUGUUUUUCCAAUGCAGUGGGCUGGCCAAGUUAACUUUUACCUGUGAAAGGUUGUGGAUGUAAGUUAUUCGGAGCUCUUUGGCACUGUAAUCAUUUUGCACUGCUGUUCAAGCAAAAUUCUCCUUUUCAUCCCAUUACUGAAACACCUUAUAGCUAAAAAGUGUAUUAUACUAUAUCAAUGGCCCACUGUCACGAAAAAAAAAAAGAUGUUUGUGUUACAAACUAUUACAUAAGGUUAGGUGGUUCCCCCAGUGGGAUAGUCAUGCUUCUUGUAGACUAUUUAUUCGUUACCAAUGAGAACUCAGACUAUGUGAGCUCUAAAGCCUCUAACAGAGUGCUAAUCACUGAGAGUCUUCACUCUCUUCGCCCUGCCAGGCAUUUACAGUAGGGUUCAAUCUGUGCUUUAUUAUUAAUUCCAAUGACUUUAAACUAUAUUAUAGCAAUCUUUAUUGUGACAUUUGUAAAUGAGUGUUAACACGAGUUUGUUUUUUUAGUCUUUUUCUCUCACUUUAGGUUAGAAUGGAAAACAUCUCUGCAAUCAUUCUCACAUUUACUGCACUGAAUGAGACUGACGGGACCAGCAGACUCAUCAUAUUUGCUUUUACUUUUACCAGCUUUUUUAUUGCAGUCUUCCUCAAUUGCACUUUGAUUCUGAUUAUUGUUAUAGAGAAAACUCUGCAUGAGCCAAUGUACAUAUUUCUGGGUAAUCUGUGUGUUAAUGGUUUGUGUGGAACUGCAGGCUUUUAUCCAAAGCUUUUAAGUGAUUUAAUCGUGGACACGAGUUCAGUCUCACUGCGAUCAUGCAUUGUGCAAAGUUAUGUCAUUUUAACUUAUGGAAUGGGAGAAAUUACAAAUCUGAGUGUUAUGGCACUUGACAGGUAUUUGGCCAUAUGCAGACCCCUAUACUACCAUACUCUUAUGUGCCGAUCCACUGUACUGAAAUUACUGAUGUUUAUCUGGAUGUUUCCUUGCUGUAUCGGUUUGGUGAUCAUUGUAAUGGCAGCCAGUAACCCCAUUUGUGGCCGAUAUAUAGAUAAACUGUACUGCGGAAGCUUUGUCCUGGAGAGGCUUGCAUGCCAAACUCAACUUCCUGAAGCGAUUAUCAAAGGGAUGUUUUUUUUCUUGCUGAAUAUUCUGAUGGGAUUCGUGUUCUUUUCGUAUGUAAAACUGAUCCUUGCUUGCAGGCGGUCUAAACUAAACCAGAAAAAGUUCAUGAGCACAUGUGUACCACAUUUAGUUGCCUUUUCUAAUUUUAUGAUCUUAUCACUGCUGGAUGCUUCACACACACAGUUUAAUGUGAAUCUUUCUCAGACACUACAACACUUUCAAUCAGCUUUGAUUUUGGUUAUUCCCCCUUUUGUCAAUCCCAUAAUAUAUGGCAUCAAAUUAAGUCCAAUCAGAACACACACGUUGCAUUUAGUAAAAAAAAAUACAAAUUAACGUUGCUGAAACCUCUUAGCUGGUCUAAACACAGUAGUUUUGUUUAAAUGCCAUCUCAUUCAAGGAGGUACAUGUCCAAACUGA
Molecule: messenger RNA, 1657 nt
Organism: Astyanax mexicanus (Mexican tetra)
Lineage: Eukaryota; Metazoa; Chordata; Actinopteri; Characiformes; Acestrorhamphidae
Product: olfactory receptor 2K2-like
Exons: 1
Coding region: 653-1573 (306 amino acids)
Biological process (GO): G protein-coupled receptor signaling pathway
Cellular component (GO): membrane
Molecular function (GO): G protein-coupled receptor activity; olfactory receptor activity
Source: RefSeq, a predicted model, not a curated record